Messenger RNA from Rhizophagus irregularis DAOM 181602=DAOM 197198, 677 nucleotides. The record is from RefSeq and is a predicted model, not a curated record. Lineage: Eukaryota; Fungi; Glomeromycota; Glomeromycetes; Glomerales; Glomeraceae.
CUUUUGAAAAUAUUUCUGGAAAGUUCUAGAGAAAAAUGUGAAGAUAUUUUUAGAACAAGGAAAAAUAAUCUUAAAAUAGAAAAACGCGGUUAAAUAAUUUAAGCGAUAAAAAUAACUGAUAGAUGUAGUGAAAUAUGAUAAGUAAUACAAAAAUCUCAUCAGAAAUAAACAAAAAUCUAAUCAGCAAAAUGAUCUACAGAAAUUUAAAACAUAUAUAUAGAUGUGGAUAAGUUGACAAAAGAGUUUAAACCGCUUAAAGAAAAAUGGAUUUUUCAGAAAUAUUAGAAGAUAUUCAACAAACUACUUCAGAAGAAAUUAAUUUUCUAUUGCCGCCCUACAUGGAAGAAGAAGAUUUCCAAGUUAAAUUUUCUGCAACUCUAAGAAGUGUAACAAAGUCAAUACGACUAAAGGACACACAAUUGGCGAUGAUUAACUCUUUCUAUUUAGGACAACUCCUAGACCAACUACCAACUCCUAGCGAACGAUUGAAAUACAAGCAUAAAAUGUCAUUAUAUUAUGCAACAAUUGUAGAAAAGACUUUUGAUAUUUUUGAGUUUUUUCCAGAACAAAUCUUAAGGACGAAGAAACUAGACGUCCAGGUUAUUAGGAAAAUUACCAGACCUCAGAUAAGGAAACUUAGAAAUAAUUUAUUGAUUUUAGCAGGAGCUGCAAAUUAA